AUGGUGACCAUUUUGUCUACCAUAUUGGUUAUUCCCACCGUAUUCGAUCAAUAUGAAGAUGCGUUCCUGUUGCAGCCGUCUCGUGGUGUCAAGUGUGCACCUCAAUUUGAAAGUGUGAACAUGACUUUUUGUGUGUAUACCACCACAAAUGGGUCAGAAGUACCUUGCGAUACUUGGCGAGUUAAUCUUAUGUGGAUUUUUUGGAUUGAAAGAAAGUGGCAAAUAUUUUGCGACCAAGAAAUGAAGCUUUUAUCUACAACAGUGAUCUGUCGCCUAGGUUUGGUGUUUGGAUGUAUAUUUUUUGGGGUUCUAUCUGACAGUUUCGGAAGAAGAUUGGCGAUUAUAAUAAAUAUAGUGGCGGAAGUAAUUUUGAGGAUCGCUCUCGCAUUUUGCACCACCGAAAGUUGGUACCGUUUGCUGGUCUUCCUAAAAGCGUUAUUUGCAAGUUCCAAUCAUUACUUAGAAUUGAUAUUAGUAUGCGAAAUAGCGAGCAAUAGUUGGCGAACUUUACUCACAUCGAUUGUCUUACUUCCGCAAUUGCUGUCGAAAAUUUGCGCAAUACCCGCAGCUAACAUUGCUUUAAAUCAAGAGACGUAUAAUUUUAUAGCUUUUUUGGUUGGAUUGAUACCACUAUGUCUUGUUAGAUGGAUACCUGAAUCACCACAAUGGUUACUAUACAACAGAAGGAUACCACUAGCCGAGAAAAAUCUUGUCGUUGCCGCAAAUAAAAAUGACGUAAAAUUGUGCAGUGACUUCAAAAUACGACCUGUUGACCACAGAGUAGGUAUGGCUCGGGUUAAGUUUAUUUUUAAAUGUGAUAACGCUUACGUAAGCCUAGAUGAAGAAUGGACUUGUCUGUCUAUUCUCAGCACCCGUAACGUAAGAGUGAUCGUGUCAUCCACCAUUCUAAUUUGGACCUUAUUCCACUUUGUAUGGGCACCGACAUACAUAGAUAUGUACAGACAGCAAAACAAAUUCAUGCUAUUGCAAGUUCUAUCUAUGACCGUUUUUAUGGCAGUGCUUAACUUUGGUCUUGCAAAAAAGAUGAAAAUGAGAUGUCUUGUGAUUCUCAAUGUCGUAGUACUGGGAAUUGCAAGUGUUUUUGUUAUUAUUGCAAAGAGGAUGUGCCUUAAUAUCCUUCUUAUUGAAUUCACCGCUGCAUUGGGUGUGGCAUCAGGCCUGGUAAGCUACGCGUUACUUUUCAAUAUGACACCAAGACUCCUUGCCCUCAUAGCUAGAGCGACGCUCGUCGGAUGCUGCUAUUCUGCUGGAGAAAUAGGAACCAUAACAUGUUACCUCUUAAUACUGUAUCUACAAGACUUGACAGUACUUAUUUUGCUUGUCAUCGCAGUGCUGCUUGUGACAACACUGUGCGUUGUAUUACCGGAUGUCGAUGCAAGAGAGUUGCCAGAUACAAUUAGAGAUAUGGACUAUUUUUCAGAGCUGUCAAAACCGUUGAGAUGGGCCACACAGAAAACGAACUCUCCAUCAUACGAGGAAGUGGAAAUGCGAGUGCAUUCGUUUAGCAGUGAUGCUAAUAACUCAAUUAUAGAACAUGCACCACGACCUAUGGGAUUUUUCAGACUAUGGUAUAGCUUAGUAAAGUUAUUUAAUCGAUGA
Leptosia nina is the source of this 1620-nucleotide messenger RNA. NCBI's taxonomy places the organism in Eukaryota, Metazoa, Arthropoda, Insecta, Lepidoptera, Pieridae. The record is from the annotation of a GenBank genome assembly.